Molecule: messenger RNA, 3711 nt
Organism: Sitophilus oryzae (rice weevil)
Lineage: Eukaryota; Metazoa; Arthropoda; Insecta; Coleoptera; Curculionidae
Product: atrial natriuretic peptide receptor 1
Exons: 24
Coding region: 52-3348 (1098 amino acids)
Biological process (GO): protein phosphorylation; receptor guanylyl cyclase signaling pathway; cGMP biosynthetic process
Cellular component (GO): membrane
Molecular function (GO): ATP binding; guanylate cyclase activity; protein kinase activity
Source: RefSeq, a predicted model, not a curated record
GCUAAUCUUACCAACUCUCCUGCUGACAUUGACCCUUAAAGAUUAAUCAACAUGAAGAGUUUACUAUUAAUAAUAAUUGUCGGUUUUCAAUGCAGAGGAAUUUUUGCUGGGCAAUUCCAAGAAGGUUUUCGGUACUACAACGUAGGAGUACUUAUGGCUUCCAAUUUGAAUUAUCCAUUUGAUCUGGAAAGAUGCGGUCCAGCUGUAGAUAUGGCUCUGGAGGAAGUUAACGAAAAAUUUCUGGCACACCACAAAAUUAAGUUACUAAAAGUGCAAAAAAGCUAUCCCUCGUGCAGCGGUGUUUUAGCUCCGGGAUUGGCCGCCGAUAUGCACUUCCUGUCUGACGUAAUCGCCUUUAUUGGUCCCGCCUGUUUAUUUGCCCUGGAACCUGUGGCUAGACUGGCUGCAUAUUGGAACACACCUAUCAUCACAGGAAUGGGUGACCAGCCACCUACAGAAGGAGAAUUAUCGGUUACUUCGAGGAUAUUAGGAAGAUACAAUCCAAAUAAUAAAAGUGACAGUCCAGGAAUUUUAAAAGACAAAAGUAAAUACCCAACGUUGACAAGAAUGUCCUACUGCCAAUGUCGACUGAAGAAGGUUUUCGCCAGCAUUUUCAAACAGUUCAAUUGGAAACAUAUCGCACUUAUUUUGGAUAGAUCCGAUUUAUUCUCGCUCACCGUUGGUAAAAAUUUAGAACAUGGACUGAAACAAGAAGGCAUACUUUCCUUCGUUAGAGAACUGGAUGGUAACGAGAACUACUCGAUUGGAAAUUACUUGCGAGACGCCAGCAUGUAUGCACGAGUGGUUAUAUUGAGCGUGAGAGGGUCCUUGGUACGGAAAUUCAUGUUAGCUGCUCACUCGCUCGGAAUGACGAAAGGCGAUUGGACAUUUCUGGAUGUAGAAAUAUUUCAGGGUUCGUACUGGGGCGAUCACGACUGGAAGGCCGACGAUGAAGAAGAUGGAGCAGCCAGGAAAGCUUAUGAGGCCCUUCUAAGGGUGUCCCUUUUGCAACCCACCAGCGACAAGUUCCAGGACUUCGCGGACAAGGUCAAGGAGAUCUCGAAAAGGGACUACAACUACACGAUCAGCGAUGGCGAAGAGGUGAACUUUGUCAUAGGAGCCUUCUACGAUGGGGUUUACCUGUUAGGAAUGGCUCUGAAUGAAACAGUGAACGAUGGAGGGAAUAUUAGAGACGGUGUUAGAAUUACAGCUCGUAUGUGGGAUAGACACUUUUUAGGUAUAACCGGCCAUGUACGUAUUGACGACAAUGGUGACAGAGAUGCCGACUAUUCCAUUCUGGAUUUGGAUCCAAUAACUGGAAAAUUUGAGGUUGUAGGGCAUUACAAUGGACUGGAUAAGCAUUACACUCCGCUGCGUGGAAAGCGAAUCCAUUGGCCCGGUGGUCAAGAAGGUCCCCCCGCGGACAUCCCAAGGUGCGGGUUUCUGGGUGACAAUCCCGAAUGUAGGGACAAAGAAGCAUAUAUGGUCAUAAUUUAUGGAUUAUUUGCCUUUGGUUUAUUUCUCGCAUUUACUUCCACACUAAUCUGCGUAACAUAUAAACACAUGAAAACGUCGGCUGAUCUAAACAACAUGUCGUGGAGAAUUCGACCUGAAGAAGUAAUUCUAGAACCAGGAAGACCUUUCGGAUCUAAGCUUGCCGUGCAAAAACUCGCAGAGACGUAUGGUUUAACAAGCUGUAGAGGCUCUAUAACGUCGAAUACGUCGUUGCCUUCAACUAAAAUAUAUACAACGGUGGGAGUCUACAAAGGGAGUAGAGUGGCUAUAAAGAGAAUAACCAAGAAGAAAAUUGAUAUCAACAAAAAACUACUAUGGGAAAUAAAACAGGUUCGAGACGUCACGCAUGAGAAUACUGUCAGAUUUUUGGGAGCUUGUAUUGAAUGUCCUACUAUUCUUAUUCUCACUGAGUAUUGUUCAAGAGGCAGCCUAAGAGACGUGUUGGAAAACGAAGACAUACACUUGGAUUGGAAUUUUAGGAUGUCUUUGAUAUACGACAUAGUAAAGGGCAUGAGCUAUUUACACAGCUGUGACAUUUCUUUUCAUGGAAAACUGAGAUCAUGCAAUUGUCUGAUCGAUGGAAGAUUCGUUCUGAAGAUUUCUGAUUUUGGUUUAACAUCCUUGAGUACGCCUAUGGAUGUGAUAAAGGACGCAAGCUACUACAACAAAAUGCUAUGGGUGGCUCCUGAAUUACUACCUUUGACGCUAGUCCCUGGCAAUCCGGCAACACAGAAAGGAGACGUCUACAGCUUUGCCAUAAUUCUGGAAGAAAUUAUUGUACGGGGUGGGCCGUAUGAUGCUGCCAGAAGAUAUUUAGAAGUUGAAGAAAUAAUAGCACGCGUGGCCAGUAGGGAAAACCCACCGUUUCGUCCAGCGGUCAGUCAAAGAGACUGUCCCGAAGAAUUGCUGGAACUGAUGGAACGUUGCUGGAACGAUAAUCCAGAGGAAAGGCCCACGUUCGAUUCGAUACGAGGAAAUCUAAAAAGUAUUAUGAAGGGUUACUGCGAAAACUUAAUGGACGAUUUGUUACGACGAAUGGAGCAAUACGCGAACAAUUUAGAAGUUUUGGUGAGCGAAAAAACAGAAGAGUUGAGCCAAGAGAAACGCAGAUCGGAAGAAUUGCUUUAUCAGAUCUUACCUCGACCCGUAGCUCAACAGUUGAUGCUUGGAGAGUUAGUUCAACCGGAACAAUUUGAAAGUGUUACUAUAUAUUUUAGUGACAUUGUUGGAUUCACUGCACUUUGCGCUAACAGUACACCCAUGCAGGUAGUGGACUUUUUAAACGACCUGUAUAGCACAUUUGACCGAAUAAUUGGAUUCUAUGACGUUUAUAAGGUGGAAACUAUUGGAGACGCUUACAUGGUAGUAUCUGGACUACCAGAAAGAAACGCCAACAACCAUGCCAGAGAAAUAGGUCUCAUGGCAUUAGCCAUACUGGAUGCUGUGAGAAAUUUUACCAUAGCCCACCAACCAGACAGACUUCUACAGCUAAGAGCAGGAAUACAUUCUGGAUCAGUGUGUGCAGGCGUGGUGGGCCAAAAAAUGCCCCAUUACUGCUUGUUCGGAGAUACAGUCAAUACAGCUAGCCGAAUGGAGAGUACAGGACAACCCCUCAAAAUUCACGUGAGCGAAGCUACCAAAAGUUUAUUCGACACAUUCGGUACCUUCAAUAUGGAACUCAGAGGAGAGGUGGAACUAAAAGGCAAGGGUUUUGUAACAACCUACUGGCUUUUAGGAUGCUCAGACACCGAUCCUAGACCUCCCACUCCCAGAGUAUCCAGCAACGUCGAACUGGAUAACAGUAAUCCAUAUCCUUUAGUUUUUAUGGGAUAAAAAGUAACCUAUGUGUAUGAAUAUUUUUUUAAUAUGAAGUCAAUAGCCGUCAGAAGUAUUCUUAUUCUUUUAUAAAUCACAUAUGAAGUACAAAAAUGAAAACAAAUUAGUAUUUAUAUAAGUAGAACAAAACAAGUUUUAGAUCAAUUUUUAUCAAAGUACAUAUUAAAUUAUACAUGUCAAAUAGUGCCAAAAUGAAUACUAUUAUUAUUAGGAAGAUUAAAAGAGAUGUUUUAAAAUUUAUAAAAAUAAUACAAAACUAGAAAGUAGACAGCUUUAUCGAUAUAUUUAUAUUAAGCUAUCAUGAUACGAUUUUAGAUAAUGAUUCAAUGUCUGUGAUUAUAAGUACAUAUAUUUUUUUAG